Molecule: messenger RNA, 917 nt
Organism: Belonocnema kinseyi
Lineage: Eukaryota; Metazoa; Arthropoda; Insecta; Hymenoptera; Cynipidae
Gene: bisc
Product: TM2 domain-containing protein CG10795
Exons: 4
Coding region: 191-748 (185 amino acids)
Source: RefSeq, a predicted model, not a curated record
UAGGAUCAUGAUUUUCACAGUGUUUUCCAGGCUAGUCAUCUGCAAUUUUUCUGUAUAUAUUCAAAUAAUAAUAGAUCAUGCUCGUUUUGCUGAAGUAGCUGAGAUCAAGAUGUAAGAAGAAGUAAUAGGUUAAGAAUAACAAAAAAGAAUAAUUAAGAAAGUGUUUUAAAUAUUUUGUUUAUAACCUAAUAUGGCCUUAGGCACAACACUUUUCAACACAGCAAUGGUCAUUGUUGUCAUUCAUUUAGUCGAUGGAGUUAACCAUACUUAUGAAAUAGACUGUAAUAAUUUACGAAUGGGACAAUACAUUUGUCCCCAUCCCGAAUACGAUUUUAUCGAUACCAAGACACAACAACCAAAAGACUGCACAAAAGAAAACAAAGCCAAAGUUUUAUGUCAAGUAGCAGAUGGCCUUAUUUGUUCCGGAACCAAAAACAACACAUUCAAGAAGGAUAUUCCUUGCAAAUGGACCAAUGGAUAUUCCUUCGAAACAUCUCUACUACUAUCAAUAUUUCUUGGUAUGUUCGGUGCGGAUAGGUUUUACCUUGGAUAUCCGGCAAUAGGACUUUUAAAAUUGUGUACGCUCGGAUUUCUUUUCCUUGGGCAAUUUUUCGACGUAAUAUUAAUAGCAACGCAGACUGUCAGGCCGGCAGAUGGUUCGCAUUAUGUUAUGCCCUACUUUGGAGCAGGAGUAUCCGUUAUUAGGAGUAAUAAUUUCACGUAUCGUCUCCCGCAACAUGAUUGGUGACUUAAAAUUAUUUUUUGAUUUAUUUUAUUAUUUGUUGCCUAUUGAUCUGUAUUAUAAAAAAAUGUACGACAUUCAAAGAAUAUGUGAUUUUUCUACCUAUUAAUUAAUUUGGAUCUUACGCUAUGUCUAUAAUUUCAGACUGCAAUAAAGUGAAAUUCUUUUUAUAAUU